AUGAAUUUAAUUGCUUCUUUUCACAGAGCAUCACCCGUUUGUCUGGUUUUAAUGGACGCAUUUUCUUCUUUGAAAGAGAAAAACUCGGGAAAACUGUUUCAAAGUCGGCGCCAUAUUGAAAAUACCUUCGCGGCAUAUCCCACUAACCUUUGCGGUAUGUCAAAUGACAGACUUUUCGUGCAUUUUACAUAACGUCAAGAAAGGUCGCCAGCCGCCAUCCUGGUUCUGGAACGGAACGUGAGAAAAAGCAAAAGUGAGCGCUUUUUUCUUUGAGAUUUAUCUCCUUUACUGUCACGUUUUUAGGGUUACAUUGUAAUAUUACUGAUCUGUAUCAUUUUGAUUGCAGUGGCAAAGGCAAAAGCAAAGUAAGUGAUCGCAUGAGUACACACAUUUUUUGCUAUCAGUCCCCUUUUGAUUUCAUCAGAUUUCAAAAUAAAUCUUCAACCAGUUAUCAAAGUGUGGGAUAGGUUACGGAAACAAAUCCAGCUUAGAGUAUUCUGUACUGAGGAACUGUUUAUAGUGCGAAUUGUGGUAUUUGCAGCUGUACACCACCAUGUAAUAAAAAUAAUAUCAAUGAUGAUGAUGAUGAUGAUGAUGACGAGGAUGAUAACGACAACCAAGACAAUGAUGAGAACAGUGACAAUGACCAUAAUAGUGGCACAACUAACAUAAGAUCAUUACAAGAAAAAAAUACCAAAAUUAGGAAAGUAAUAGCUUUUUUAAUGACAUGACAUGCACAUUUUAACUUCCUUGUUUAUGUAGGAGACUGAUUGUAAGACUUGUUAGCAUGGCUGGUACAGGCUAUUAUUAUAUGAUGACAAGAAAUAGACUUAAAACAAGACCUCUGGAAUUCAUGAAAUAUGAUCCUAUAGGUAAGUAAUAAGUAAGCGCAGGUCUGGAACACUGUAGCCUGAGAGCAAUUUCCUCCUCUUGGAGGUCAUUCUCGGGCUUGCCACUCGCUUUCGCAUUAUCAGGCAGCUCACUUCAUUUGCCCCUUGAAAUGGAGAGCUUGCUCACAGGCUAGGAACACUGUGGAACAUAAGAGUGCCUAAAGCUAAAAGCUUAAGAAAGAGACCUCUCCCUUUUAACCAAAGAAGUUAUUUUUCUGGUGUCCAUACACCUGCCAACACUUUUUCAAGUCAAAGGUACAACAUUUGUUCCUUAGAGUGCCAGGAUUUUCCUUGGAGGGCCCUAUAUCAUGUCCGAAAAGGUCCAAAGAUUUCCAAAGACUUUCCAAAGUUCUUAAGAAAAUGACUAUGAAAUUAUUAAUUCAUUUUACAGUCAAAGAUUUUGACAAACUACGAUCAUUCAUAUGGACUUUUUUGUUUUCAUAAUGGUUCUAGUUUUUGCUAACUCUAUAUUUUUUAAAAACGGGUCUGUCGGGGCUGUAAAUAACAAUUUUUUCUGCUAUGUGUGAGAAAUUGGCCCACAAUAUUAUAGAGCUGGUGAGAGAUCGUAGUUUUACAGGGCUCGAAAAAAGUCCUGUCCGGUUUUCCAGGACAAGCAGAUUUUCUUCCGAGGCAAGAAACUUUUAAAUUCACUUGCCCAAUGGGCAAGGGUCCUAAGCAAGUCAUCUUAUAACUAAAUCAUUAACUAAGACAAGCAAGAAGUGGCCCCCAGCAAGUAAAAUGUGAGAGCUGGUUGUCCAAAGGUCAAGCUGAAAUUCCAGUGUUUUUUGAGCCCUGUUUAGCUUCCACCAGCAUGAGACUCACCUGCAUGACAGGAGUUACCAAGAGGGAAGGGGAAGAGGAAGGGGGAAUUCAGGCAUGUGAGUAGGGUGCAUUCCCUGAAUCUAUUUAGGUUUCUGGGAAACUGCCCUCCUACCCCUCCCCUAAGCCAACAUUUUGCCUUAAGAGAGAAGUAAGUGUUAAUGUUGGCUUAGGGGAGGGGUAGGUGGGCAGUUUCCCAGAGACCUAAAUUGAUCCCAUUCCCUUUCCCCCUCCUUGUGUACCCUUGCAAAAUUCCCUCUUCCCCUUUUGACUCCUAUCACGCAGGCUAGCUUGAGGCUGGCAAGUGAAGAGUGAGAGUCUUCAGGUAUAAGUUUCUUCAGCAAAAUAGCUACCAUAAAAUUCCGAAAAUAAGCCCCGGGGCUUAUAUUUUUCAAAGGCCCUUUUUGAGGGACUUAUUUUUGGAGGGGCUUAUAUUCGGAGGGGCUUAUGUACGGAGGGAAAUUUGCGUGUCAAAAUCGAUUGGGCUAGCCUUAUAGUUGGAAGUAAAUUUACCGUUUUACUUCGUAUUUGAGGGCAAUUUUCCAAGUACAAUCCCUGGGGGUUUAUAAUUGGAGGGGCAAUUUAACGGAGGGUUUUUGGGUUACCGGUUUGGGCGGCUUAUAUUUUGGAGGGGCUUAUACAUGGAGGGGCUUAUUUUCGGAAUUUUACGGUAUUCCUGUCCAGUGGAUGUGUUGCAAUCAGAGCUUUUUCAGUGGAGGUAUUAAAUAUUACACAGUGAAUAUCAUACAUAAAAACAGUCACAAACAAUAAUCAUGAUAAUAUCUUUGUAAUUUUCUUCCUCCUCAGUGAACAAGCAUGUGUUAUUUGUGGAACAAAAAGUCAAGAAAGGAAAAUGAUUCUCUAUGGCAAUAAGAGACAAGACAGUAUUAAUUCGUAAGAUGAACUAUAAGGAAACAAGCAUUUCACAGUGGAUUCAGCAGGAAAAUUGCAUUGCGUAAAUUGAUGGCAGCAUCGUAUCCCAAGGAAAGGACAAAAAUACAUUGACUAAAAAUCCUGACUGUUAUUAAAUUGCACCUUUUGUGUCAGUGAAUCAGGACACGAAAUACAGCAAGGGAAUGAUAAUAAGUGAAAAUUAGCUAGGCUUUGUCCUAUUUUCUCCUGCUUAAAUUGACACUGACAUUUUUUCCUCGUUUGCCAUUGUAAGAAAAUAAUAGUCGAGUAGUCCCUUUGACAAGCCAGAAGAUAAGAUAUUUAUUCUCAUUUUUGCUUAUUCCAUAUUUUCUUGAAACACGAGGCCCCAAAGAAAUGUCACUAGGUUUAUCAGUGGAAGUUGACCUCAAGCAACUGUACAGGAAAUGUAUUUAGCUGUCAAGAACAUUCAUUAAAAACUUUUUAAAUGAGCAGAGCAAACUUGAAACACACACAACUUGUUACAAACAAUUCAUCUUUUUAUCAAUAAAUAACCAAGGACAAGGC
Messenger RNA from Porites lobata, 3146 nucleotides. The record is from the annotation of a GenBank genome assembly. Lineage: Eukaryota; Metazoa; Cnidaria; Anthozoa; Scleractinia; Poritidae.